Molecule: messenger RNA, 4700 nt
Organism: Zingiber officinale
Lineage: Eukaryota; Viridiplantae; Streptophyta; Magnoliopsida; Zingiberales; Zingiberaceae
Product: ABC transporter G family member 44-like
Exons: 24
Coding region: 190-4485 (1431 amino acids)
Cellular component (GO): membrane
Molecular function (GO): ATP hydrolysis activity; ATP binding; ABC-type transporter activity
Source: RefSeq, a predicted model, not a curated record
GCUUUAAGUUGAUGGCGAUGCGACGCCAUCAAAAGUUAAUAGGAACUCUCGUUUCAUGUCUUAGCUUCCUCCGCACUUCCAACCUCCCUACUGGCUCAAGACGAAGAGGAGCAGGAGAAACAGAAGCAGCAGUGACAGCAGAUUAUAGUACAUUCUCGGGGCGAAGUUAGAUCUUAAAAUUAGACCUUCAUGGAAUUUGGCAGCCUGCGGCUGGACAGCUCACGUCUGGGGAGCGACGUCUUUUCCAGGUCCUCAUUCCGAGUGGAGGAAGACGACGAGGAUGCCCUCAGACGGGCGGCCCUCGAGCGGCUUCCCACGUUCGACCGGGUACGAAAGGCGAUUCUGCUCAUGGGAGAAACCGACCGCAGGGAGAUCGAUGUGGACCGUCUUGGCGUCCAGGAGCGGAAGAUAUUACUGGAAAGGCUGGUGCGGGUGGCGGAGGAGGACAAUGAAAGGCUUCUCUUGAAGCUCCGCGACAGGAUUGAUAGAGUUGGACUUACCUUCCCUACCAUUGAAGUCCGUUACGAGCACCUUAACAUCGUAGCAGAAACUUAUGUGGGCAACAGAGGACUGCCUUCUUUCUUUAACUCCACUCUCAAUGCCAUUGAGUCCUUUGCUAGCUCCCUUCAUCUUCUACCGAGCAAGAAGCAGCCAUUAUGCAUCCUCCAUGACGUUUGUGGAAUUGUCAAGCCACGCAGGAUGACACUGUUGCUAGGUCCUCCAGGUUCAGGUAAGACAACAUUGCUGUUGGCUCUCGCAGGAAAACUGAGCUCAGAUCUUAAGGUCUCAGGGAGAGUCACUUACAAUGGCCAUAGCAUGAAUGAGUUUGUUGCACAACGAACCGCCGCAUAUGUCAGUCAACAUGAUCUUCAUAUUGGGGAGAUGACUGUGCGUGAAACUUUAGAAUUCUCUGCAAGGUGCCAGGGAGUAGGUAGUCGGUAUGAUAUGUUGACUGAAUUAUCGAGAAGGGAGAAGGCUGCAUACAUCAACCCUGAUCCUGAUAUUGAUGUCUUCAUGAAGGCAACUUCGAUGCAAGGGCCGGAAUCCAGUGUAAUAACGGAUUAUAUUCUAAAGAUUUUGGGACUAGAAACAUGCGCUGACACCAUGGUAGGAGAUGAAAUGUUGAGAGGUAUAUCUGGAGGAGAAAAGAAACGCGUCACAAUAGGUGAAAUGAUUGUUGGGCCAUCAAGAGCUUUGUUCAUGGAUGAGAUAUCUACUGGUCUCGAUAGCUCUACUACAUUCCAUAUUGUGAAUUCAUUUAGACAAAUGAUUCACAUUCUCAGUGCAACGGGUGUCAUUUCACUACUUCAACCAGCACCAGAGACAUAUGAGCUCUUUGAUGAUUUAAUUCUCCUUUCAGAAGGGAUGAUUGUUUACCAAGGGCCCCGUGCCGAUGUACUUGAGUUUUUUGAAUCAAUGGGCUUCCAAUGUCCUGAGAGAAAAGGUGUUGCAGACUUCCUGCAGGAAGUGAUGUCAAUGAAAGAUCAGCAGCAAUAUUGGAUACACAGAGGUGAACCUUAUAGAUAUAUACCUGUCAGUAAAUUUGCUGAAGCUUUCCAGUCAUUUCAGACCGGUCAGGAGCUUAAACAGGAACUUUCUGUACCUUUUGAUAAGAGGAAAAGUCAUUGUGCUGCUCUUGCCACAUUGCAAUAUGGAGCCAGCAAGAGGGAGCUCUUAAGAGUCUGCAUGUCUCGAGAAAUAUUACUGAUGAAAAGGAACUCAUUUGUCUAUGCUUUUAGAGCAUAUCAGCUAAUGAUAUUAACAAUCAUUGUGAUGACUCUAUUCCUAAGAACCAACAUGCACCACAAUUCAGUAAAUGAUGGUGUUAUUUAUAUGGGUGCAUUAUUCUUCCUAAUAGUUAUGCACAUGUUUAAUGGAUUUUCUGAGCUUGCUUUGACCAUCAUAAAGCUUCCCGUUGUGUUCAAGCAAAGAGACUACCUCUUUUACCCUCCAUGGGCUUAUUCUCUGCCAACAUGGAUUUUAAAGAUUCCAGUUUCAUUUGUUGAAGCUGCUGUCUCUGUGUUUUUGAGUUAUUAUGCCAUAGGAUUUGACCCAAAUGUAGGAAGGCUUUUUAAGCAGUAUUUAUUACUCCUCCUAGUCAAUCAAAUGGCUUCUGGACUCUUUAGAUUCAUUGCUGUGCUUGGAAGAAGUGUGGUGAUAGCAAACACACUAGCAUCUUUUGCAGUGUUCUUGCUUCUAGUUUUGGGAGGAUUCAUCUUAUCUCAUGAUGAUGUGAAGAAAGGAUGGAUUUGGGGUUAUUGGACCUCACCGUUAAUGUAUGCACAGAAUUCAAUCUGUACCAAUGAGUUCUUAGCAAAAAGUUGGCACCAUAUUGUACCAGGAUCGACAAAGCCAUUGGGAGUAACUAUCUUGAAGUAUCGUGGAAUAUUUCCUUAUGCAAAGUGGUAUUGGAUUGGUCUAGGUGGAUUAACAGGAUAUGUUAUACUCUUUAAUGGCCUGUUCACUCUGGCUUUGGCUUAUUUAAGACCAUUUGGGAAAGUUCAGCCAAGUAUAACUAAAGAAGUAUUGAGGGAAAAACAUGCAAACAGAACAGGAUUGCCCUUUCAAGAUGACCAUUUUGAAUCCAAAAGUAAUGCUUUCAUUUACCAAGAGUCUUCCUUGUCUUCUUCAACUACGAAUAGUAGCACAGCUAGGAAAGGAAUGAUCUUACCAUUUACACCUCUUUCAGUUACCUUCAACAACAUUAGAUACUCUGUAGACAUGCCUCAGGAAAUGAAAUUGCAAGGUGUUAAAGAAGACAGAUUACUUCUACUAAAGGGUGUUAGUGGAACAUUCAGGCCAGGAGUCCUUACAGCACUAAUGGGUGUAAGUGGCGCUGGUAAGACUACAUUGAUGGAUGUGUUGGCGGGGAGAAAAACUGGAGGGUACAUAGAGGGGGAUAUUUUCGUUGCCGGAUAUCCUAAGAAGCAAGAUUCUUUUGCCAGAGUGUCGGGAUACUGCGAGCAAAAUGAUAUACACUCACCGAAUGUGACGGUUUAUGAGUCUCUUGUGUACUCGGCUUGGUUGCGGUUACCUGUUGAAGUUGGUUCUGAAAAAACAAAGAUGUUUAUUGAAGAAGUCAUGGAGCUUGUUGAGCUGCAUCCAUUAAGAGAAGCACUGGUUGGCUUACCAGGUGUGAGUGGAUUGUCGACUGAGCAGAGGAAGAGGCUAACCAUUGCUGUUGAGCUUGUUGCUAACCCUUGUAUACUUUUCAUGGAUGAACCUACCUCUGGACUUGACGCCAGGGCUGCAGCAAUUGUCAUGAGGACUGUGAGGAACACUGUGGACACUGGGAGAACUGUAGUGUGUACAAUUCACCAGCCCAGUAUCGAAAUUUUUGAAGCUUUUGAUGAGGUCUUCCUUUUGAAGAGAGGAGGGGAAGAAAUCUAUGUAGGUCCAUUAGGUCACCAUUCUAGCCACUUAAUCAAGUAUUUUGAGGGAGUUGAGGGAGUAAGCAAAAUCAAAGACGGGUACAAUCCGGCAACAUGGAUGUUGGAAGUGACAUCAACGGCUCAGGAAGCCAUUCUUGGCGUUGAUUUUUGUGACAUAUACAAAAAAUCAGAAGAGUUUCAGCGAAACAAGGCACUCAUCAAAGAACUCAGCAUUCCUCCGCUUGGUUCCACUGAUCUCUAUUUCACAACCAAGUACUCAAGAUCUUUCUUGACACAAUGCAUGGCUUGCCUCUGGAAACAAAGAUUAUCAUAUUGGAGAAAUCCUUCCUACACAGCAGUGAGGUUCUUCUCAACUGUAAUCGUUGCCUUGAUGUUCGGAACCAUAUUCUCCAACCUUGGAAGCAAAAGGAAGAAGCGGCAAGACUUAUUUAAUGCAAUGGGUGCUAUGUAUGCUGCUGUCCUUUUUAUGGGAGUGUCGUAUUCUUCAGCCGUCCAACCAGUUGUCGCCGUGGAGCGUGCAGUCUUCUACAGAGAGCGCGCUGCUGGGAUGUAUUCAGCGCUGCCAUGUGCACUAGGACAGGUUCUAAUCGAAGUGCCUUAUGUUUUCAUCCAAUCCCUUGUGUAUGGAAUUCUUCUCUAUGCCAUGAUUGCCUUUGAAUGGAACAUGGCUAAACUUUGUUGGUUCCUGUUCUUCCUCUACUUCUCGCUACUUUACUUCACAUAUUACGGGAUGAUGGCAGUAGGAUUGACACCCAACUACAACGUUGCGGCCAUACUCUCUGCUGCCUUCUACGGCAUAUGGAAUCUCUUCUCGGGAUUUAUUAUCCCCCGGCCGAGAAUGUCGGUGUGGUGGAGAUGGUAUUAUUGGGCAUGCCCUGUUUCAUGGACUCUGUAUGGCUUGGUUAUUUCACAGUUUGGAGAUGUUAAUGAAAAGCUGGACUCUGGCGAGACGGCAGCUGAAUUCCUGAACGACUUCUUUGGAUUCAGGUCUGAUUUCUUGGUAGUGGUCGCAGUGAUGGUUGUUGGAUUUGCUCUUCUUUUCGCAUUCCAAUUUGCAGUUGCAAUCAAAUUGCUCAACUUCCAAAUGAGAUGAUGGAAAGAUGGAGUAUAUAGUGCUAGUGAGGGUCGAGCUAUCAGAUCUACAUGUUUUUUUACUCGCUUGUAUUUGGCAUUAGAUGUCUGCUUUAACUGUGUGAUAUUUGUCGAAUUUUUAUGCAUUUUCAACUUCUUUGGAAAGUGGCAGACAAUUGGCAUGGGGAUGAUAAAUGUUGACUUUUAUGCAAUAUUAAGUUUUAGAGUUGAGUUUGA